AUGACUCCCUCAAUAGUCAAAAUUCCAAGGGGGCAUAGAAAACUGUGGCUCAUUGUGGUUUUGGUGCUGAUUGGGGAGUUUCAUCGCUUUCUCCUGACGAUUAGUGCUACCGGUACAGGUACAACGCCGUCAUCUGAAGAUGUAGUGAAUUCUGUGUCGACUGUUGCCAAUGGAGCAGUAAAUCUUCGUUCUCGUUUGAAAGGGGCGGAGUGCUUAUGUUCGAGCAACAAAAAUUCUCUUAUUGAUUCACUAUCCUCAGGUGGUAAUCUUCUAAUAUGGGGCUUCGACGACGGUGACCUUUAUAAUGUCACAAAUGGAACCAUCGCUUUCCUACAUGAUGAUUCUCUUGUAACAAGCGGGAAAGCAUUCAAUGGUGGUAGCAAGAACCAGCAGUCAAAUUUUCAACUCUAUCGAACUCGAUACGGCGCCAAAAACAGCGAUGGCACUAGCACAACUGAUGAUCGGUGGCGCAUUCCAGAAACUGUGGCGAGUACAGUCUGGGAUGCAAUUGUUGUUGACAUGCAGUUUGGAUGCUUUGCAGAGGAAUCGUCAAGCAUUAAGAGUCUAGACCUAUCCGUACAGCUGGCGAAAGAUCAACUGCAAAAAAACUUGUCCAGACGCGUCCACAUCUUUGUUAACUCCAAUCGGUCGAUGGACAAAGAUGAUCUUUUGCACUUUUCCGACUAUCAGAAAAUGCCGCGGUUGCGAUCAGUAGAUGCUAAUUUCUCCCAUCCAUGUCAUCCAGCGCAUUUUGUAUUGAAGAGAAGUGAUCUUUCCUUUCCUGUGUCGGACGGAGCAUUGAAACCUUUUGAUGUAACCGCGGUGGAAAGUCCUGAUUGGACUGUCCUGGUCAUUGUGUUUGAUCAGUUCUACGAAUACUUCUUGAAUUGGCUCGCGCAUUACAAAAAGCUGAUUCUCAACCAUCUUGAUGUCGCGAUUGUAGCUGGAGACGAUUUGGUAAUGAGGAAACUUCGAGCAGAACCUCGUAUUCCUGCGCAUUUUCAUCUGGAACAUUCUAGCGUUGGAACAAAGACUGGAGGGUCUAUUCCCUCGAGCUAUGGGAGAAGUUUCGAGAAAGCGCAAGUCCAUUCAAUCUCCGAGAGGCUUGAGAGUGGCCAGAACAUCAUUUACACCGAUAUACGGACUGUUUGGCUAUCUGAUCCUGUUCCACUGAUUCAAUCUUUGCAAGAAAUCGACAUCAUUGCAGAAGCACCUGAGGCAGAAACUCCACACUACACUACACGAUUUCUGGCUAUUCGUACAAAUGAACGUACUAAAGCUUUCAUGGAGGAGUGGAAAGUAGCACUGCAAUCUUCAACAUGGAACGAAGUUACCUUCAAUAUUCUCAUGUACCGCGAACUUGUUCACCGAAUAUCAUUCCCACCGGCUGCAUUCCAAAAUGGUACCGAAUUCUGUUCUCCACUGCCAGAGCACCCUCCAGAGAAGGCUGUGGUCGUCCACAGCAUCGACAAAUCGCCUCUCUUGAAAACGAAGAUGCGAUUUCACAACAAGACACUGUGGUUGCUGGGUCGAAAUGAAAGUCUUGGAUGUGAACCGGCUUGCAAUAUUCCAUUGCUUACCAUGACGGCAACAUUGUUACCGGCCAAACCAGGAACCCAGAAGUAUGGCAUUCAAGUCAAUACACUCAAAGCAAUCACAAAGUUGCGCCCUGAGGUGGACAUUGUCGUUUUUUCCAAAUCCCAGGAAGUGCACGAUAUGUGCAGGUCAUUGGGCAUAAGAGUUGUAGACGACUUUGGCACAAAUCCCUACGGCACUCCGUUCCUGCAUUCUUUAUUUCAAAAGCUGGAAGCUGACUUUUCACAAAUGAGCACUUUCAUUGGCUAUAUGAAUGCCGACAUCAUAUUCGACUCCAAACUGGUGCUGACUCUUCGGGCCAUAAAGGAAGCGCGUGACCGUAUGGAACUGAAGCGGAGAAUUCUCCUUGUUGGACGUCGCAUCAAUGUAGACAUGCCUAUUUCAUUGUCAAAUGACCAUCCAGACAGCUUCAACAGUUCAACGGGCAUCGAUGGCUAUGUUUCGAGAUUGAAAUCUCGUGGAAAACUUUUCGGCAACAAUGCGGAAGACUUUUUCAUUGUGACUCCGGGAACAUUUGUUUGGAAGGAAAUCCCUGAAUUCGUUAUCGGUCGACCUGGAUACGACAAUUGGCUUGUGGAUUACAUGUAUCACAGGGCGAAUAGCAGUGAUAUGAUCGACGUCACAACUACAGUACCUGCGAUUCACCAAACAGGCAAAGAUGGCAAUGGUGCUGGUCAUAAGAAGAAAAAGCCUGACAGACGCUGGAAUCGGGACAGAGGUAACAAGCAGUACGAUCAUGGACGCAUCAAUUAUGCAAGAUGGAUAACAGCAUGGGGGAAAGCCAACAAUGGUGUGAUAUUGAAGAGGCGAAAAUCUAGAGAACAAGACAAGUGA
Cylindrotheca closterium is the source of this 2430-nucleotide messenger RNA. The record is from the annotation of a GenBank genome assembly. Lineage: Eukaryota; Bacillariophyta; Bacillariophyceae; Bacillariales; Bacillariaceae.